GGAGAAGAAGUCGCAGUCAAAAGAUUGUCAAAAACUUCGGGGCAGGGUCUUGAAGAGUUCAAGAAUGAAGUCGUGUUGAUUGCCAAGCUUCAACAUAGAAACCUCGUCAGGCUUCUUGGAUGUUGCAUUGAAGAAGAGGAAAUGAUGCUAAUAUAUGAAUACUUACAGAAUAAGAGCUUGGAUAAUUUUGUUUUUGAUCAAGAUCGAAGGAAAAUUUUGACAUGGCCUAAGCGCUUUGACAUUAUCAUGGGAAUCGCAAAGGGACUGCUUUAUCUCCACCAUGAUUCCAGGCUCAAGAUUAUCCACCGGGAUCUCAAAACAAGUAACAUUUUACUAGAUGCAAGUUUAAAUCCAAAAAUAUCAGACUUUGGCUUAGCAAGAACGUUUGAAGAGGAUCAAUGUCUAUCUAGAACAAAGAGAGUUGUUGGAACAUAUGGCUAUAUGGCUCCAGAAUAUGCAUUUCAUGGGAAAUUCUCUGUGAAGUCUGACAUCUAUAGUCUUGGAGUGGUACUGCUAGAGAUAAUAAGUGGGAAAAAGAUAAGAGGAUUUCAAUACAACGAUCAUCAUCAUAGCCUUCUAGGCCAUGCAUGGAUGCUAUGGAAAGAGAAGAGCAUUAUGAAAAUGAUGGACGAAUGUUUGAUGGCAACAUGUGUUGAAUCUCAAGUGACGAGAUGCAUACAUGUGGGGCUAUUAUGUGUUCAAAAUUUCGCAGAAGAUAGACCAAUCAUGCCAUCAGUGGUUUUAAUGUUAGCAAGUGAUGGAGCACUCCUGCCUGAACCUAAUGAGCCGGGAUAUUACACUAACGGGAGUUGUAGCCCUUCACGAAGCUCUAAAUCACCUUGUAUAAAGUCCGAGAAUGGCACACUUACCUUUACCGACUUGGAGGCCAGGUGAGAGAUUGCUACCUAAUUGCUCUAAUGUAUUUGAGUUCCUAGAUCAGCCACCUGGUUGGUUGGAGCUUCUAUGUUUAUGUUCAGAUUGAGAGUUGUAUAAUUUGUAGAUGUAAGAUAAAUUACAGAAGUU
Molecule: messenger RNA, 1023 nt
Organism: Salvia miltiorrhiza (redroot sage)
Lineage: Eukaryota; Viridiplantae; Streptophyta; Magnoliopsida; Lamiales; Lamiaceae
Product: G-type lectin S-receptor-like serine/threonine-protein kinase SD1-1
Exons: 4
Coding region: 142-894 (250 amino acids)
Biological process (GO): protein phosphorylation
Molecular function (GO): ATP binding; protein kinase activity
Source: RefSeq, a predicted model, not a curated record